Lactuca sativa (garden lettuce) is the source of this 1880-nucleotide messenger RNA. RefSeq names its product low-temperature-induced cysteine proteinase. The record is from RefSeq and is a predicted model, not a curated record. Gene Ontology annotation, biological process: proteolysis. Lineage: Eukaryota; Viridiplantae; Streptophyta; Magnoliopsida; Asterales; Asteraceae. Gene Ontology annotation, molecular function: cysteine-type peptidase activity.
AGAAACUAUUCAAGAUUCAUUUAGUCACUACAAUGGGUACCCGAAAUUCCUCUGUCGCUCUUCUUCUUUUGUUUAUCUCUGUAUCGUUGUCAGUAUCACUAUCUGUAUCAGUAUCAUCGACUCUUCCUUCCGAGUUCUCCAUACUUGGUGAUCAAGAAACCAAUGUUUUAUCAAGCGAAAAAAUCACUGAAUUGUUCAGAAAAUGGAAGGAGAUGCAUGGAAAAACAUAUGCGCAUGAAGAAGAAGAAGCACGAAGGCUUGGGAAUUUCCGCAAGAGUUUGAAGUAUAUAUUGGAGAAGAACUCGAAACGGAAAUCAGAGACUGAACAUAUGGUGGGAUUGAACAAGUUUGCUGAUCUAAGUAACGAAGAGUUCAAAGAGAUGUACUUUUCAAAAGUCAGGGGUCCUAGAAGCAAUAAACUAAAGAUGAGGGGUGCUAAAAGAAACACGACUUUAAGUUCGAAGUCUUGUGAUGCACCCGCUUCUUUGGAUUGGAGAGACAAGGGAAUCGUUACACCAAUCAAGGACCAAGGACAGUGCGGAAGUUGUUGGGCAUUCUCUGUAACCGGGUCCAUUGAAGGUGUACAUGCACUUGCAACCGGCGACCUGAUUAGCCUGUCAGAGCAAGAGCUCGUUGACUGUGACACAAACGAUUAUGGUUGUAAUGGUGGAAACAUGGACACUGCAUACAGAUGGAUUAUUAAAAAUGGUGGAAUUGAUUCUGAAGCCGAUUAUCCUUAUACUAGUUCAAAUGGUAGGGAUGGUAAAUGCGAUAAAACAAAGUCGAAAAAAUCAGUUGUAACAAUCGAAAGCUAUGUGGAAGUAGAAUCAAAAAAUGAAGACGCACUCCUUUGUGCUGUCGCCAAACAGCCUGUUACUAUUGGUAUUGAUGGCUCAGCCUAUGACUUCCAACUAUAUACCGGGGGUAUCUACGAUGGCGAAUGCUCAAGCAGUCCAAACAGCAUAGACCAUGCAGUGCUGGUGGUUGGAUAUGGUACGCAAGAUGGUGAAGACUAUUGGAUCGUGAAGAACCAGUGGGGUACCUAUUGGGGAAUGGAAGGUUACAUUUUAAUGAAAAGGAACACCAAUAAUAAAAAUGGUGUUUGUGGGAUGUACCUUGAGCCACUUUACCCUACCUCCGGUGUCCUACCACCACCUAGUCCACCAUCACCACCGGCACCACCAUCUCCACCACCACCUCCACCAUCACCAUCACCUAGCAAGUGUGGUGACUUCUCAUAUUGUCCGGCAGACCAGACAUGUUGUUGCAUCUUCGAGAUCUAUAACUAUUGUUUGAUGUAUGGGUGUUGUGGUUACACCAAUGGUGUGUGUUGCAAGGGUUAUUCCGCUUGUUGCCCUAGUGAUUAUCCGGUUUGUGACGUUAAAGAUGGAUAUUGUUUUAAGAAAUCGGGAGAUACUGUUGGAGUGAAGGCAAAGAAGAAACAAUUGGCCAAACACAAGAUGCCAUGGGAGAAGAUUGAGGAGACACUCGUGGAAGAGUAUCAAUCACUCGUGUGGAAGAGGAACCCGUUUGCAGUUGCAGCUUAAGAACAGGAAAAAAGGGAUGUUUUUAUUAAAUCCCUUAUGUACUUUUAAGGGUUAUAUGUAAUAUUUCUUCAUUAGAAACCUUAAUUUGAACCUAAACCUAGUUAAUUACAUAAAUGUAUUUCUUGAAAACACAUCGUAAUUGUGGUAUUUUGACGAUUGCAUGCGUGUGUGUCGUUGAAUUACGCUAUUGUUUAGAUGUGUUUCUUGAAAUAAUUAAGUUGCGAACAGUGGUACUAAUUAAUCUCACUUGCGAUUUACAUGUACCAAAUAUGUAAGUUGAUAUGAUUUGCACAUUAUUCUAUAUAGUAAUGUUAAAUUAUAUGUGGCAUUCAA